Molecule: messenger RNA, 1574 nt
Organism: Oreochromis niloticus (Nile tilapia)
Lineage: Eukaryota; Metazoa; Chordata; Actinopteri; Cichliformes; Cichlidae
Product: trace amine-associated receptor 8b
Exons: 2
Coding region: 1-1263 (420 amino acids)
Biological process (GO): G protein-coupled receptor signaling pathway
Cellular component (GO): membrane
Molecular function (GO): trace-amine receptor activity
Source: RefSeq, a predicted model, not a curated record
AUGUGCAGCCAGCGUCAUAUUAUAGGAGGUGGACUCUAUCAUCAUCAUCAUCAUCAUCCCCAGCCAAUGGAGAAACCAGUGGAGGACACACUUAAACAGUGUCUCCGGAGCAGUGCGGACCAGAGCGCAGCGCCCGGCACCACAAAUCCAACUUCCCGCACACGUACUCCCACACAACAUCUGAACAACAGAAAGUCACGAUGUGAAUGUCCAGCAUCGGUUUAUCCAAUGAUUGAGUCCAGCACGCCGACCAUGUUGGACAGAACUGAACAGGCACACUGCACUGUGUGCUGCUGCACUCUGGCCAACAAAAUCCUCAUGGUGCUCUUCAUGGUGCUGCUGAUCUUUGCCACCCUGUUUGGAAAUCUGGUGACUCUUGCUGUGGUUCUGGGAACCAAGCACUUCCACACCCCACAGGGAUACCUGAAGGCAUCCCUCGCCGUGGCCGAUCUGGCAGUGGGAAUAUUUGUGGUCCCGCUUUCCGUUUACGCUGAGGUUUAUCUCAUGGUCACUGACUCGGCACCGGAGUGGACCUCGUACAACUCACAAUCGGUGAGUUUUCACCCAUGCAACAUCAUCGGCCCCAUCUUUGCUGGGUGCACUUUGGUCUCCAUUACGACUAUUUUCUUUCUGACAAUCGAACGAAGCAUCGCCGUGCUCAGGCCUUUGCACAAGGACUCGGUAAUUACUCGUAAAAGGACCACGAUCCUAAUUGUCCUCUCCUGGGUGGGAAGUUUCUUCUUGGCUGUGUGUCCGAUAGUUUUCAGCAGUGAGAUUGCUUUGGAGUAUAACUCCUGCAGUCGGAUGUGUAACUACGCUCUGGGUACAAUUGGCAAGUUCCCCAGCCAGGCCUGGAACAUCCUCCUCCUCUUCCCCGCGUUUGACUUCACCCUCCUUGGUGGCACAGUGGUCAUUAACAUCAUCUCUCUUUCCAGCAUCAGGCAGCACUCAAGACGUAGGAAACACUUGGCCGAGAGUGAAAGCCAAAGCACGACCAAACCCACAUUCUCAGACAUUAAAGCAGCCAAAACCAUCGGGACUCUAACUGUGGCUUUCACUGUAUCGUUCACUCCAAUCGCUGUCUUUGUGGUCGGGAACGUUUUGGGGAAUAAAUGGUGCAACUUUUCCUUUUUCGCCUUCUGGAUUUUGGCUACCAAUAGUUGCUGGAAUGUCAUUAUUUACAGCGUGAGGGAUCAGAAGUUCAGGCUGCGGGCACAGAAACUGCUGAUGCCGUUCCAUAGAAAAAACACCACCAAAACUUAAAAUCGCCCAGGACCAAAGACGAAGGUCGUACACGAGGAGGGCCGCAUCAUUUAGAUGGUUGUUUUUUGCACAAACUCUUUGUUCAAACACAUUGUGAGUCUCUUAAGAGACAUACCUGCAUGUUUUGUGCAUUGCUGUUGUGAAAUUACAGUUUAUUUUUACAUCGAUAAAAAGCAUGGAGCUUUUUCAGAUCACAACUGUUUCUCUCUGUGGGCAUUUGUCUUGUUUUGUGAAACAUUUAAAAACUGAAGCCUGUUUCAGUUAUUGGAAUGAUUGUUUGCCUGAGUGUAAUUAAUUAAAACCCGAUGAAA